CUUUUACAUGGACGAUAUGCUCUGCGGAGCUGACUCCAUUAAUGAGCUAAAAGAGUUAAAACAGCAAGUGACAGAGUUGUUAAAGUUAGGGCGAUUUGAACUUCAUAAAUGGCGCUCUAAUUUCAAAUUUGCCUCUCAUGAUGAGAGCACCGAGCCGUUGGAACUUAAAGUUACCGACGCUGCAAAAACGCUUGGGAUACGUUGGGCGUCGACUAGUGACAAGUUCCAAUUCGGUUACGGUGCGCAGUGCUCGGACGUGGUCACUAAGCGCGUAGUAUUAUCGGAGCUAGCGCAAUUAUUUGACCCGCUUGGGUUUUUGAGCCCCAUUAUUAUAUUAGGUAAAGUUUUCAUGCAAGAGUUAUGGCUAUUGAAGCAGGGUUGGGACGAGGAUUUGCCACCCAGUCAUGCCAUACAGUGGAAAAAAUAUCGUAGCGAGUUAAAACUCAUACACGAAUGUUCGUUGCCUCGAGCUGUCAUCCCAAAUUCACGGGAAAUAGACACGGUUGAGUUUUAUGAAUUUUCGGAUGCGUCCUGCCGUGCCUUUGGGGCAGCCAUAUACGCUCGGGUUAUAGACAAGCUAGAAACCAUAUCUGUCAAUUUGGUGGCGGCAAAAUCCAAGGUAGCACCAGUUCGUGUCACAUCGCUACCUCGUUUAGAACUUGAGGGCGCCAGACUUUUGGUCCAGCUGAUGGCCAAGGUUAAGAAGUGUGUUCCUAGAUAUGUUUCUAGCGUCAGCCGAUGGACCACCUUUGUUGCAAAUAGGGUCGCUUUAAUCCACGAAUUAUCUAGUAUAGAUGAAUGGUUUAAGAUAGAAUCGAAACUUAACCCAGCAGACAUAGUGUCUCGUGGUCUGCAUACGAGCGAAUUGAGAAACUCGUCGCUGUGGUGGAAAGGUCCUAAAUUCUUGCAGCAGCCAGAAGAUCAGUGGCCCGCGGUGCAUUGGAAUCGCUCUGAUUCACUUCCCGAGCAACGUAAUUCUAAAUUCACAUUAGUAGCCAGUCCCCAAAGGCUUGUGGAGGAUAUCGUUAGCAAAUGUAAAUAUGCAAGGGAUUUGUUUAAGUUGACUCGCGUGUUUGGCUAUAUUUGUCGCUGGCGUCGGGUUAUAUCAAAAAUUGAAUUAGCUAAAUCCAAGCCGCUGACAGCCUUUGAAGUAAAGGGUGGAUUAAACUACAUAAUAUUUAAUUUGCAAAGUUUGAGUUUUCACGAAGAGAUCGUAAAAUUGCACGAUGGCAAGCUUAUUCGAUCCGCGAAAAUACAAGCGCUCAAUCCGUUCCUAGACGUAAUUGACGGGAUAGAAAUUAUUCGGGUAGGUGGCAGGUUGUCUCAAGCUAAUGUACCAUUUGACACAAAGCACCCAAUUUUAUUGCCGAAUAAUCAUAUUGUUAUAACCGCUUUAUUUGAGUACACACAUCGAACUAAUAUGCAUGCCGGAGCGCAUGCAUUAUGCGCUUUUGUGCGACAAAGGUACUGGAUCAUUAAUGCUCGAAAGCUAGCUCGCAAGACAGUGCGGAGUUGCUUGGCAUGCUUUCGCCAGCGCCCAGUAGCGGCAAACCAGAUUAUGGGCUCGCUGCCAGCGAGCAGAGUACAAACGGGUGUGAAUCCGUUUCAACGAGCAGGAUUGGAUUUCGCCGGCCCGUUUUGGAUGCAUUUCCACCAGAGAGGACGACGUCCAACCAAGAUGUAUAUGUGUGUCUUUGUAUGCUUCCUGACAAAGGCUUGUCAUCUGGAGCUCGUGUCGGACCUUAGCACAAAUGCAUUUAUUGCCGCCCUCAAAUUUUUUUUGCGCGCCGUGGACUCAGCGCAGAGCUAUUUUGCGACAACGCCACAAAUUUUGUUGGCGCAGCUCGUGAAGUAAAAGAGCUGACUGAUCGUAUGUGGAACGAAACUGGCAAACGUCGAAUCGUAA
Scaptodrosophila lebanonensis is the source of this 1906-nucleotide messenger RNA. RefSeq lists its product as uncharacterized. The coding region runs from base 8 to 1855 and encodes 615 amino acids. Lineage: Eukaryota; Metazoa; Arthropoda; Insecta; Diptera; Drosophilidae. The record is from RefSeq and is a predicted model, not a curated record. Gene Ontology annotation, molecular function: nucleic acid binding. The transcript has 2 exons.